This is a messenger RNA of Chenopodium quinoa (quinoa), 576 nucleotides long. RefSeq lists its product as uncharacterized. The coding region runs from base 1 to 576 and encodes 191 amino acids. The transcript has 2 exons. The record is from RefSeq and is a predicted model, not a curated record. Lineage: Eukaryota; Viridiplantae; Streptophyta; Magnoliopsida; Caryophyllales; Amaranthaceae.
AUGGAAUCUGAGGAAGGCGGUGACGGUGUGAAUUAUAGUGGGAAUUUUGUCACCGAUACGUUUUUUCCUACAUUUGACGAUGCAGUUACAUGGGCUGAUGGUGUUUCCAUAAAAUUGGGAUUUAUAUUUGCGAUCACCGAAAGUUGGAAGAUCAUUGCGAAAAAUGAUCACACCGGGACACAUAACCACCCAAUGAUUGUGUACCUAGAGGGUCACCGUAAAGUGAGCGGAUUGAGUCCAGGUGCAAAACAGGUUGUGCGGGACAUGACAAAGUCCAAGGUUUCUCCCCGUAACAUCAUGUCCACUAUUGCCAAGCAAUUUCCUGAUGAUCAUCCAAACAUCCGACACAUUUACAAUUGCCGAAAUGACUUCAGGAUGGAGAUGUCCGAAGGAAGAGGAGUUGUUCAGCAAUUUCUUCAUCUGGCGAGAGAGAGUAAAUACAUUUACUGGGUCACGAAUGAUGAUCACAGCGUUUUGCAACAUGCAUUUAUGGUGCACCCGAUCAUGGUCAACAUACUCCGCACAUACCCACAUGUCAUAGGUAUGGAUUCUACUUACCAAGACCAAUCGAUAUAA